UACAUCAUUUCCGUUGCCCAUAUUGGUAAAUUUCCUUCAUUUGUCUUCUUUUGUGAACUGCUUCAAUAAUACUGUCGUGUAUCGUGGAUAUUUUUUACAUGUAGAAAACACUUUGUAUUUUCUCAUAACUUUCUUGAUGCUAGCAUGGGUGGUGAAAGUUGAUAUGUGGUGAUAUCAAGCGAUCAUAAGUUCAGUGGAGAUUAUGUUGAACUUGGCAAGUGUAGAUAUUACAAAGCAAGCAAUUAUUGAUCGCUUGUUGGAUGGAGUAAAGCAAUGUCAGGUACGAUUUGGUAGUACAACCGAAUUGGCUUCUGAGAAGGAUAGCAGAAUCUCUUGUCUUUGUGAGCAAUGGAACAUUGUUCUUCGAUUUGGCAUUAAAUCCACAAAAAAGAUAAAUUCUUUAAGGCAGGUGUUAAUGAGAUCUGAAGGUCAAUCUGUGUUCUGGCUAUUUAUCAAGGAACAUCUUAGCUCUAGUGAAAUAAAGACAUAUAAUUCUUUACAUAAUGUAAUGACAGAUGUUGGUAGAGCUCAAGCAUGGCUUAGGUCUAGUUUAAACGAGCAAUCACUGGAGAAAUAUCUUCAUAGCUUCAUUGGGCAUAAACAAUUGCUUUUUCAGUAUUAUGAGGAAGAUGCAUUGUUAUUGGAUGAUGAACGAUCUAGUAUGUUACCAAUGAUGGCUGCUGGCUUAAGUUCAAUUCUUUUUGCAAUUGACAUUGACAAAGCUGAGCUUAACUCUAUUACUGUACAGAUUCCAGGAAAUAUCAGCCAAGCAGUUUCUCGUCCAACAUCAAUAUGGGCUGUACCAUCACCAAUGUAUGCGACGUCAGGAGCUCCUGGUGAAGUUUGUUAAAUACAA
This is a messenger RNA of Xenia sp. Carnegie-2017, 856 nucleotides long. Its product is annotated as sorting nexin-29-like. The transcript is spliced from 9 exons. The record is from RefSeq and is a predicted model, not a curated record. Bases 203 to 850 code for a protein of 215 amino acids. Lineage: Eukaryota; Metazoa; Cnidaria; Anthozoa; Malacalcyonacea; Xeniidae.